This is a messenger RNA of Coprinopsis cinerea okayama7#130, 553 nucleotides long. RefSeq names its product histone-like type 2. The transcript is spliced from 3 exons. Lineage: Eukaryota; Fungi; Basidiomycota; Agaricomycetes; Agaricales; Psathyrellaceae. Gene Ontology annotation, cellular component: nucleosome. Gene Ontology annotation, molecular function: protein heterodimerization activity; structural constituent of chromatin; DNA binding. The record is from RefSeq and is a predicted model, not a curated record. Bases 41 to 457 code for a protein of 138 amino acids.
GCCUUCACCACCACCACCGCACACACUUUAUUCAUUCGCAAUGGCCCGCACCAAGCAAACUGCCCGCAAGUCCACCGGUGGCAAGGCCCCGCGUAAGCAACUCGCUGCCAAGUCCUCUGCACGAAAGACCGCUGCUGCCGCGGCUGGUGGUGUCAAGAAGCCUCAUCGUUUCAGGCCCGGAACCGUCGCCCUCCGUGAAAUCAGGCGUUACCAAAAGUCCACUGAGCUCCUCAUCCGCAAACUCCCCUUCCAACGACUCGUCCGUGAAAUAGCCCAGGACUUCAAGACUGACCUCCGUUUCCAAUCCUCUGCCGUCAUGGCCCUUCAGGAAGCCGCCGAGGCAUACCUCGUCUCCCUCUUUGAGGACACCAACUUGGCUGCCAUCCACGCUAAGCGUGUGACCAUCCAACCCAAGGAUCUCGCUCUCGCCAGGCGGUUACGCGGCGAGCGAUCAUAGACUCCCUGUUUUUCCUUUCUGCUUUUCUCUUGGCAUAUCUAUUGUAACAUGUAUUAUAGUGUACCAGCAUUAUCCUUAUUCAUUCCUGCAUUUCUC